Messenger RNA from Varanus komodoensis (Komodo dragon), 4731 nucleotides. It is a transcript of the gene HIF1A, whose product is annotated as hypoxia inducible factor 1 subunit alpha. Gene Ontology annotation, biological process: cellular response to hypoxia; regulation of transcription by RNA polymerase II. Gene Ontology annotation, molecular function: RNA polymerase II transcription regulatory region sequence-specific DNA binding; protein binding; DNA-binding transcription factor activity, RNA polymerase II-specific. Gene Ontology annotation, cellular component: nucleus. Bases 725 to 2983 code for a protein of 752 amino acids. Lineage: Eukaryota; Metazoa; Chordata; Lepidosauria; Squamata; Varanidae. The record is from RefSeq and is a predicted model, not a curated record. The transcript is spliced from 14 exons.
AUGCUUGUUUUCUAAGUCAAAGCCAGCUUUUGGAUAAUGGUUCAGGACCCUUAUGGUGCAGCUAGGAAACUGCACAGUAGAUCUGAAGAUGUGCAGGAAGGUGGGAAAGUUUGACAGUUUACUUACACAGCCAGUAGAAUGGACAAAAAUGAAUUGUUCCUUGAUAUUGGUCUUGAAUGUUGACGAGGAUGCUUACUGUUCAAAAGCUUGAAGAAUUAUCUUGCUUAAGGUCAGGGGGCAGAUGCAGCUAUGUGCUUUUGCUAGGAAGCAAUUCUGUGGAAAUGGGCGGAAACACUACUUUUGCAGUGUCAGCUAUUAUGAGACCAUGUGAAUGUUACAUAUGCAUAAGAAUAACAUGUUUACCACAGCUAUGAUUAGUUUGUGUGUAUGUGAAGUGGGAUGGAGAGAAUGCGGGGGAAUGAACAUGGAAGUAUUGUGGAAGAAUUGUGAUAGGUCUUCACUUGUAUAUGUGACACUAAUUGUAGAAGAUAUAAUCAGGAUUCACAUCUAUUAUGCAAUAUUGUUAGCAUUGCUCGGUUAUAUGUAUGGGUCUUAAUAUAAAUGUUAUCUUUAUUCCUAUAGGAUUAGUUCAGAACGCAGAAAGGAGAAGUCCAGAGAUGCAGCCAGAUGCCGAAGGAGUAAAGAGUCUGAGGUGUUCUAUGAACUUUCUCACCAGUUGCCUCUUCCCCAUCAUGUGAGCUCGCAUCUUGACAAAGCCUCCAUUAUGAGGCUAACAAUCAGUUACCUGCGCAUGAGAAAACUGCUUGAUGCAGGUGACCUGGAAACAGAAGCCGAAACUGAGACACAGCUCAAUUGCUUUUAUUUGAAAGCUCUGGAUGGAUUUGUCAUGGUUCUCUCAGAAGAUGGUGACAUGAUUUAUAUGUCUGAAAACGUGAACAAAUGUAUGGGACUCACACAGUUUGAGCUGACCGGACACAGUGUGUUUGAUUUCACUCAUCCAUGCGACCACGAAGAGCUAAGAGAGAUGCUCACCCACAGGAAUGGUCCUGUGAAGAAGGGAAAGGAACAGAAUACUGAACGCAGCUUUUUCCUCAGAAUGAAGUGUACUUUGACCAGCAGAGGAAGAACUGUCAAUAUAAAGUCUGCCACAUGGAAGGUACUUCACUGCACAGGGCACAUCCGUGUCUAUGACAAUUGCACCAAUCAGACAAUGUGUGGGUAUAAAAAGCCCCCCAUGACGUGUUUGGUGUUAAUCUGUGAGCCUAUUCCUCAUCCGUCAAAUAUCGAAGUUCCCUUGGACAGCAAGACAUUUCUCAGCCGCCACAGCCUUGACAUGAAAUUCUCAUACUGCGAUGAAAGGAUUACAGAACUGAUAGGGUAUGACCCUGAAGAACUGCUGGGUCGCUCCAUAUAUGAAUACUAUCAUGCUCUGGACUCUGAUCAUCUGACAAAAACACAUCAUGACAUGUUUGCUAAAGGGCAAGUGACCACCGGACAGUACAGAAUGCUUGCCAAGCAAGGGGGCUACGUCUGGGUUGAGACUCAAGCGACUGUUAUAUACAACACUAAGAAUUCCCAGCCACAGUGUAUAGUGUGUGUGAACUACGUCUUGAGUGGCAUUGUUCAAGGGGACCUGAUCUUUUCGCUCCAGCAGACUGAGUGUAUGUUGAAACCAGUGGAUUCACCGGAAAUGGGAAUGAUCAAAAUACUUGAUAAGACUGAACUGAAAGACAGCAACAGCCUCUUUGAGAAACUUAAGAAAGAACCAGAUGCAUUAACUUACCUUGCCCCUGCGGCCGGAGACACCAUAAUCGCGUUAGACUUCAGCAAUGAUGAGUCUGAUGAGCAACAGUUUGAUGACGUUCCUUUGUAUAACGAUGUAAUGCUCCCCUCAUCCAGUGAGAAAUUGCAGAAUAUAAAUUUGGCAAUGUCUCCACUACCUGCUUCUGAAGCUCCUAAACCGCUCCGUAGCAAUGCUGACCCAGCACUCAAUAGAGAGGUGGUGUCCAAGCUGGAGCCCAGUGCCGAGCCUUUAGACCUUGCUUUUUCCAUCCGUCGGACGCAAGAGCAGCCGGCCACUCCUUCCGAUGGAAGCGCCAGCCAAAGCUCACCUGAGCCCAGUAGUCCUCCUAAUGACUAUUGCUUUGAUGUGGAUAACGAGAUUGCCAGUGAGUUCAAACUGGAGCUGGUGGAAAAGCUCUUUGCAAUUGACCCAGAGUCAAAAAACCCAUUUUCUAUGCAGGAGACUGAUUUAGAUUUGGAGAUGUUGGCACCCUACAUCCCCAUGGAUGAUGAUUUCCAGUUGCGUUCCUUUGACCAGCUCUCUCCUCUGGAGAACAGUUCUACCAGCUCUCCUUCCAGUGCGGCCCCAGUGACAGGGUUUCAGCCCACCCCAUUGCCAUCGCCUGCCCCAGACAAAAUAAAGCGGGUGCCAGUCAAGCACGAGGAUGACACAAGGGCACUCGUAGCUCCCGCUCACGUCACUGUAGACAGCAGCAGUGCCCCAGCGACGCUGUUUACGGAGAGUCCGAGUCGAACAGCCUCUCCGGCCAGAGGAGGGAAAGGCACGAUAGAGCAGAAGGACAAGUCAAAUCCAGGAACGCCAAACUUACUGACAGUCACGCUGGGUAAAGGAUCGAUUGCACCGAAUGAAGAAAUCAACCCAAAGCUAAUAACGCUACACAAUAUUCAGAGAAAACGAAAGAUGGAGCAGGACGGUUUGCUUUUUCAAGCAGUGGGAAUUGGCACGCUAUUGGCGCAGUCGGGUAGUCCGGGAACAAAUGUGUCGCUGGCCUGGAAACGCGUGAAAGGAUGCAGACCUAGUGGACAGAACGAGGCAGCAGCGAAGACAGUCAUUCUAUUACCUUCAGAUAUAGCAAGUAAACUUCUAGGGCAGUCGAUGGAUGAGAAGGGACUCCCACAACUUACGAGCUACGACUGUGAAGUGAAUGCUCCCAUACAAGGCAACCGCAAUCUGCUACAAGGUGAAGAAUUGCUCAAAGCCCUGGAUCAAGUCAACUGAGCAUUUCCCCCUCUUUACAGUCGUUCUGUUUUCUUGGACACUGGUGACUCACCACCUAAAAGCAGUCUAUUUAUAUUUUCUAUACCUGAUUUUAGAAGCCUGGCUACAAAUACUGCACUAAUUCAGUUAGUUUGUGGUUCUGAUCCCCUUUCUACUUUGGACAGUCUCUUACUUAGAGAGUGUUGAGCUUUUUUCUUUUUUAACAACAGUAACUCAGCUAAUGGUGCAUUUUUGGUACAUAAACAAUCAAAAUCCAGUACAUUUAGACCACGCUUGCAACGGCAGCUUUGAUGUAGGCACCUUUUUUAAAGAAAUAUUUAUUUUUUAUUUUGACCUGGAGUUUGUCACUGAGGAAGUUUCUAUCAAAUUAUCACAGUAAAACUGUCUAAGCCUUCUGUUGUGUGAUGCUAGGCACACUGAAGGCACCUUGUGCUCUGCCUCUAUACGAUGUUCAGAUCAAUUUUUACUUAACUUUUUUUUUUAAGAAACGUUGCUUUGCAGCAGUGAAUUUGUAGCCACAAUCGCACAAUCUAUUUUCUUAACAAAAUAAAAACAAAAUGCCAGCAGUUCCUCAUGCAAUAUAUUCUGCAUUUCUAAAGCUAGUUUUUAAAAACAUUUCCCCCCACCCCUUUGGUUUCAUUUUAUGUUUAUUGCCUGUGAAAUCAUGUAGAAAUGUUGGAGUAAUGUUUUUGGUCACGUUGUACAAGAGGAUUCUUAAAUGCUGUGUUCAUGUCCAAGUGUGGUUAGGGGAAGAGAAGGAUUUGAUCUUGAGAGGCUAGCAAUUUGGGGGCUUCAGGAAAAAAGAUGAUGUGGGAAGGAGGAUGUUCAUUAAAUUAUCAAUGGUGCUGGAGAAAGUAGGUAACUUUUUCUCUCCUUUGCAAUACUAGGAUAUGGAUUUACCCAACAAAGUUUCAUUUUCAGUACAGAAAAACAAAGCAGUUUUUCACACAAUGCAUUAAAUUCUCUGCCUUGGUGUGGAGAUGGCCACUGGUUGAUAUGGCUUUGUAAAAGAAUAAAGAAUGGGGCUAUUUGCGAUGAUAGCUAAAUGGAACCUCUGUGUUUGGAGGCAGUGUAAUAUUUUGCUGGGGAACAAACAACAGGGAAAGACUUUUCAUCCUGCUUUGUGAUCAUCUACUUAGAAGUAUCUGCUGGACUGGAUGGAACCCUGGCCAGAUCUAUCGGGGCUUUUUCUCUGUAAUUUAUGUGGACACCUUCUCUUUUAAUGGAAAGUAAAGAGGUUUUCGAUGUUUAAGUUGCUUUGCCAGCUCAGAGAAAAUUCUCCCCUGCCUAUAGCUGUGAAAAAUUCAUACUAAUAUUGUGUAUCUAAUAAGUAAAUGUUCCGAUUUCCCUGUUUGGUAGAGGUGGUAUUUCAAGCAAAUCAUAAAACAUCCUGCGGUGUUAGCAGAGUUGAAUAGUUUUAUCACAGAGUUGCUUGGUAAUAUUUGAUGUUUUGAGGUUUAUGCACCUUGUUGCUAUUAACAUUCAUGUGUUUUGUUUUAUUUUAUUUUAUUUUAUUUUAUUUCAUUUUAUUUUAUUUUGUUAACAAUAGAUUUCAGUAAUGCUGAAUAUAUUUUAGGAACUUUUUUAUUUAGGAACGGUGUCGCACAACAUCUUAUUUUCCUUCUAUGUGCUGUAUAAUGAUUCCCUCCCCACCACUACUCUUUCUUUUUUCCUCUUUCGUGGUUGGAUCUAACACUAACUGUAUUGUUUUAUUACAUCAAUAAACUCUAUGUGGACCAGGCCUGCAA